UUUACGUUAUUAAAUAAUAUAAUAAUUAAAUACGGUAUUAAUAAUAAGGAUUUAUAUAAUUUUAAUAAGACUAGUUUUAUAAUAAGCGUUAUUAUUAAGUUAAUAAUCGUUACGUAUAUUAAUAGAUAUAAGAAAAUAAAAUUCGUUUAG
This is a messenger RNA of Colletotrichum orchidophilum, 150 nucleotides long. Its product is annotated as transposase. Lineage: Eukaryota; Fungi; Ascomycota; Sordariomycetes; Glomerellales; Glomerellaceae. The annotation marks the transcript as partial. The transcript has a single exon. The record is from RefSeq and is a predicted model, not a curated record.